AGCAAGGUAACACUUUUUGACCGUAGAAAGCAAGAGAGAGUGUGGAGAAAAGGUUGUACCUUUGACAGGCAUUUCUUUCUCUCAACCUUUUAUUUCAUUGCUUCUUUCUCCCUUUCUAUAUUUCCACACGCUUCUUAUCCUUGCUGAUUGGGGUCCCUUCUUCAUUCUUCAACCCAAAAUUUUGUUCUUGGAAGCUUUAUUUGAGCUUCAACUUGUCCCAAUUGUACUCACUUGGUUUAUACAACAAAAGGGUAUGCAAUGAUGCUUGAUGAGGAUAUGAAGCUUGAUGCUGUUCUUGGUCUAGAAACCACCGUGAAAGGUGGUGUUUUGGGUGGCAGCGCCAUUGGCAAAUUAGAUCUGAAGGUGAUGAUUGAGGAGCUGGAAUCAAUUGAUGUGCCCUCAGUGUUUAUCUGUCCAAUCUCACUGGAACCAAUGCAAGACCCUGUGACCCUUUGCACUGGUCAAACCUAUGACAGAUCCAACAUCCUCAAAUGGUUCUCAAUUGGUCACAACACUUGUCCCACAACAAUGCAAGAACUUUGGGAUGAUUCUGUCACGCCCAACAUGACUCUCAGCCACUUAAUCCUCACUUGGUUCUCUCACAAGUACUUGGCCAUGAAGAAGAAGCUCGAGGAUGUGCAAGGAAGAGUCUUGGACCUCUUGGACACGCUCAAGAAGGUAAAGGGUCAAGCUAGAGUUCGAGCUCUUAAGGAUCUUAGGCAACUUGUUGUUACUCAUGGGUCUGCAAGGAAGACAGUUGAAGAAAAUGGUGGACUUGCUUUGGUUUCUUCUUUAUUGGGUCCUUUCACUUCCCACGCUGUUGGGUCUGAAGCAAUUGGGAUCCUUGUGAAUUUGGAUUUAAGUUCAGAGUUGAAGAGGAAUCUGAUUCAUCCGGCUAAGGUAUCACUAUUGGUUGAUAUUAUGAAUGAGGGAACAAUUGAGACAAAGAUGAACUGUGCCAAAUUGAUUGAAAUGUUGUUGAUGGAAGGGAAUGGCACUGAGAUUGAGAUUUUCUCAAGCUUGAGUCUUUUAUUUGGUUUGUUAAGGUUAGUGAGGGAUAAGAAACACCCAACUGGGGUUUUAACUGGUCUCAUAUUACUUAAGGCUAUAUGUUCCUAUGAAUCAGUUAGAAGCUCAGUGAUAAGCAUAGGAGCAGUUCCUCAAUUGAUUGAGCUAUUGCCCAGUUUGAAUAAUGAGUGCUUAGAGAUAGCACUCUAUAUUCUAGAGGUAUUAUCAACCCUUCCUGAAGGAAAAAUGGCUUUGAAAGAAUGUCCAAACAUCAUUCCCAAUGUGGUCAAGCUGCUAAUGAGAGUCUCAGAGAACUGCACCCAAUUUGCUUUGUCAAUAUUGUGGGCUAUCUACAAGCUUGCCCCUGAAGAAUGUGCAUCACAGGCAGUGGAAGCUGGGUUGGCAGCAAAGCUACUGCUAGUAAUUCAGAGUGGCUGCAACCCUGUUUUGAAGCAGAGGUCUUCUGAGUUUUUAAAGAUGUGUAGUCUGAAUUACUCUACUAGUAUCUUGAUUUCCAAGUGUAUGCUCACUACCACAAUACAAUGA
This is a messenger RNA of Gastrolobium bilobum, 1554 nucleotides long. RefSeq names its product U-box domain-containing protein 30-like. The record is from RefSeq and is a predicted model, not a curated record. Gene Ontology annotation, biological process: protein ubiquitination. Bases 259 to 1554 code for a protein of 431 amino acids. The transcript has a single exon. Gene Ontology annotation, molecular function: ubiquitin protein ligase activity. NCBI's taxonomy places the organism in Eukaryota, Viridiplantae, Streptophyta, Magnoliopsida, Fabales, Fabaceae.